Molecule: messenger RNA, 1608 nt
Organism: Lobosporangium transversale
Lineage: Eukaryota; Fungi; Mortierellomycota; Mortierellomycetes; Mortierellales; Mortierellaceae
Product: chitin synthase III catalytic subunit
Exons: 5
Coding region: 480-1487 (335 amino acids)
Biological process (GO): protein folding
Cellular component (GO): endoplasmic reticulum membrane
Source: RefSeq, a predicted model, not a curated record
AAAAAAAAAAAAAAAAAAAGCAUUAGCUGUGGUUGGAAUUCAUACAAAAGCUAACCAGUCGACUGUUUAACAACCCCAAAGACUGGAUGUUCAAUAUCUCUAUCACUCUACCGGCGCACCUUCUUAAACCUUGUGCCAUUUAAUUCCAGUCUUUUAGUAAUUUGACAUUCAUCUUGCACUGCCAAUCAGUCCACAUCUGUGUCUUUCUCCCCUUCCCCUUCUCCGCCUCCUAUUAUUAGCAAAAAAAUCAUAAUAUAGUGACCUUGCUUAACAUGACAUCAAUUGGAUGGCACCCGACGCGCACGCUUCAUAUCUCCGGUUUAAAUUGCAACGUGCCUCCAAAAAAAAGGGGGGGAAUUCAGAGGCCAAUAACAUUCUGAUAUUUACAUUUAUAUAUAUAUAUAUAUAUUUUUUUUAAUAAUGUUUAGGACCAAGCAAUCGAAUAGCAUAACACUCGCGCAGAAGCAUAUUUUGGCGCCAUGUCAUCCACACCGAAUUUCAACUUUGCCUUUGGCAGCUUCAACUACGUUUGUUCCAGGGUCUCGCUCACCCUCUGUCCACUCGUCGGAACUGCUGAUGGUAUCGAGCCACUCUGCUACUCACGUAAUGUCAAGCUGGCCGAUACGCUAAUCUUUCAGCCCUCAACCUUAAUCAUCCACAUUAUUGCCCUGGUCAUGACCGCCAUCAUGAUCUAUCAUAUUCGGUCAAAAUACACUGCAGUUGGUCGCAAAGAGAUCAUCAUGUUCUUUUAUCUUUAUAUGUUGGUUACCAUCAUGGAUCUACUUCUCAUUUCUGGAAUCAUCCCCACCGCUAGUGAUCUCUAUCUUUAUUUUGCUGGAGCGCAUCUUGGAUUGAUAUCAGCGACCUUCUGGUGUUUGCUUUUGAACGGAUUUGUUGGCUUUCAAUUUGCUGAGGAUGGAACUCCUCUCUCGCUCUGGUCCAUUCGCAUCUCAUCUUUUGUGGUUUUUGCAGCAGUUACAUUCCUGUCAAUCGCUACAUUCCUUGGUCUGGGACCUUUCAAACCCACCAACCCUGUGGCUCUCUGGGUUGUCUUCUUUAUUUUCAACGGUGCGGCCCUGUUGAUCUAUGUGAUUCUUCAGAUCGUGCUCGUAGUCAACACGCUGGACGAUCGUUGGCCUCUGGGCGAUAUUGUUUUCGGUAUUGCGUUCUUCGCCACCGGACAGGUCAUCCUCUAUGUUUUCUCACUUGAGAUCUGCAACUUUGCAAAGCAUUAUAUCGAUGGACUCUUUUUCGGCACCAUCGCCACCCUUUUAAGUGUGAUGAUGGUCUACAAAUACUGGGACUCGAUCACCAAGGAAGAUCUCGAGUUCUCCGUCGGCUCCAAACAGAAUGUUUGGGAGGUUAAGGAACUUUUGGGCGAGGAUGAGAUGGCUGGCGGUGGCUUGUAUAGUCAGCCCCAACGCUUCAAUAACUCUCCUGCUACCGGGCCAUAUGGUCAAGCCAACUUUUACGAGGAGCGCUACUAAAGAAAUCCUCUCCCAUUCUAUAACCCCUUAUCAUUGUUAUAACUCAUUGUCAUAGUCAUCGUAUACAACUUUGCCUUUCAUAUUCCUUCAUUCUGUAAUACCUUUUCUUCUUCACAUUUCU